AAAACUGCAGCUGACAGUUAUAGACAGACGUAGAUAUGUCAUCACUGCUGAGAUAACCUAACGUUUAUUUUUGUUUUGUUUGUGUUUUUGCCGAAACGAAUGGGAACGUUGCUUGUAGUUUAAUUCAUUUACAUUUGAAUAAUGUUUGCCGAACAAGCAUUCGAACUAAUUAAAGAGUUGGAAAGAAAUUCGGAAAACCUGCCUCCAUUCAACGAUGAAAUAGUGCGAAAAGUGCUGGAGGAAAUCAACGCAAUUUUCGAAGAAAAUCGUCGAGAUGCCAAUACAGUGAAUGAAACCGGCGACCGUACCUUAAUUCCAUUGUUGAUGUUUCGCGAUGCCAGUCUCUACCGUAAUAAACGAUGCGUUCUGGCCUAUUUGUACAGUCGACUGCAACGGAUCAAGGAAAUGCGAUGGCAGUUCGGCGUUGCGAUUCCGAAUGAAAUUAAGACUGCGCUAUGCGAACCGGAAAUCCAAUGGUUUAACGCUUAUUCACAGAAUCUCGGCACGUAUAUGCGAUCCAUCGGCGAAGGGAUCGGCAUCAAUUUGACCGACAAUGUGGGACCACCGAAAUCGUUGUAUGUUGAGGUGAGAUGUGUCACCGAUUAUGGGAAAUACGAGCUGGAGAAUGGCGACGUAAUAUUACUGAAGGAGAACAGUCAGCACUAUUUGCCGCGCGUGGAAUGCGAACCAUUGAUUAGGCAGGGAAUAUUACAGCACAUGGGGUGAUGGUUUAUUGGUUGAAAACAAUAA
Messenger RNA from Bradysia coprophila, 750 nucleotides. RefSeq names its product DNA replication complex GINS protein PSF1-like. Gene Ontology annotation, cellular component: GINS complex. The record is from RefSeq and is a predicted model, not a curated record. NCBI's taxonomy places the organism in Eukaryota, Metazoa, Arthropoda, Insecta, Diptera, Sciaridae. Gene Ontology annotation, biological process: DNA replication; DNA strand elongation involved in mitotic DNA replication.